CUCUCCCGUUUCCUCAUCACACAGCAGCACAGGUUGGUACAGGCUCGGAGGGAGAGACAUAAACGGACAGUGUGAGGGAGAGGGAGACAGAAAGAGGCGUGAGAGAGGAGGAAGCACGCAACUCAAGGAGGAGUGGUGGCACAGAUGGACCCCUCUGAUCACUAACAGCUCAAUUCCUUUUGAAUAUAAUAUCAUAUUUUGCAACUUAAAUCGGAGCUGACUCUUUAUUUCUGUGGCUCGGCUGUGGAGGUGACAGGCUGGAUGCCAUGGACCCGCUGCUGCCCGCAGAGACCGAGAUGAUGGAGCGAGAGGCGGACAAAGAUGCGAGGAGGAAGAUCCAGUUCUCCGUGCCUUCCUCCGUGCCAACCCAACUGGACCCGCGACAGGUGGAGAUGAUUCGACGUCGGAGGCCGACACCGGCUACACUCUUCAGGUUGACAGACCAGCCGUCACCGGAUGAAGACACUGGACCUCAUCAGUGGGUUCUGGGGGAAAAUGGAGCCUUGAAAGCCAAACUGGUUCACACGUCAACCUACCAGCCACCCUCUCUUAAAGCAGUCCAGAGGAUGGCCCAGGCCCACCUAGACAUGUCUUCUGUGGACAAAGAGGAUCCUUCUUCUGGGGAGGAAGACGAGAAAUGCGAGAAGGACAGCCAGCAGAUAGCCUCAGCUACAGAUCUAAGAGAAGAACCACGCAAACCACUCAAAGAUCAGUGCGCUCCGCCGGACAGUUUGACAGGAAGUGCUGAUCUUAGCCGUCAGCGAGGAGAUGAAGAGGAGGCCAAAGAAAGAGAGGCAGGCAAAGGAGAAUGACGAAGAAUGAGAAAAGAAAGAUCUCAGGUGGAGACGGACUGUUAGUUAGAAACAGACUUGCAUAGCACAUAUAUGAGCCAUACGUGUGCGUGCAUGGGUGUACGUAUGAGUGUGUCUUAUUUGGAUCUGUGAGUGUGUGCAUGCGACAAAACAGUUUGUGAGAAGAGAGAGAGAGAGAGAGGAAAACAGAGAGAUACUGAGGAAGGUCAGAAUAUUAAUGAGCACGUGAGAGGAAAAGUUUAACCUGAGAAGUAUGAAAGAAAUCACGUCUCGGUAAGCCAAGGAAGUCAUGGCCAAUUUCCAAUCAGCCAAGGACACCGCACAAGAAAUAUGAGAAGUGCUAAGAGCUGAGGCAUUUCCUCAAGAAAAUUAAUGUGUGUCAGGUAGAACCGGAUAUGGAACAGAAUAUGGUAUACAGGGCAUGUCGUUUAGUGAAACUGGUGCUGAAACACACAUCACAAGAGAAAUUAGAGAGAGCAGAUGAUGAACACAGCUCAAGAUAAGACUUCCAGUUGUUACAGGAGGUAACAAACAUACAUACAGCUCACAUAUCUACCAUCUUAUGUAUAUUUUAACAUAUAGGAUCAAAUUAUAUCUGUGUGAUGGGCAAACUGUUAUCGUAUGUCUCAUGCACUUUAGCCAAAGAUUGUGGGUUAUUGUUGUUAAUGAUACACAGACAUAACGCGUUAUAUUACAUGAUAUACGGUAAGACGAAUACACAGGAAUUUAACACAGAAACUGUAAAACGUUCGCCCUUCUCAACUCUGUGCAUAUUUGCGUGCGAGUUCAUGUACAUCAAAAGAGGAAGGAUUACAAAUGAUUUGAGCCAGAUUAAAUCGUAUGAGACUAAUCCAACUAAUCAUGAUAACGCAGCACAGUUUUUACGGUUUGAUAUCAUGAACGGGCUUUUUGUAACAUGGCGAUUAGCAAGUAUAAUCUCUUUGGGAUGGUAGAGAUGAUAGGUGGGAAAGUGAAAGAAGAAAAAAAAAAUGUAUACGAUGAGCGUGAAGGUUAAUUCUUGACCUUGUAUAUACAGUAAAUGAUGUUUUGUGUUGGUUGCUAAUAAAACAGUUGGGAAUGGG
Molecule: messenger RNA, 1894 nt
Organism: Larimichthys crocea (large yellow croaker)
Lineage: Eukaryota; Metazoa; Chordata; Actinopteri; Sciaenidae
Product: protein phosphatase 1 regulatory subunit 1B
Exons: 5
Coding region: 267-812 (181 amino acids)
Biological process (GO): intracellular signal transduction
Cellular component (GO): cytoplasm
Molecular function (GO): protein phosphatase inhibitor activity
Source: RefSeq, a predicted model, not a curated record